UGCAUCAUAUCUAAAGAAGACUGAGGCCCUGUGGGAUGACAAGACGACAUCGUUUUGUUGGGGUGACCAAGUACUGCACUAGUAGUAGCUUAAAAUUUUCAAAACACGGCCUGAAGCAGAGAGAGGAGACUGAGGGGGAGAGACGGGGCUGAGAUGGCGAGAGCAGAGGCAUUGAACGCGUACAGGGCGCUGCUAAGAGCGACUCGGAAGUCGUUCGCCGGAGACACACCGAUGCUAAACGGGUCGGCGGCGGAGGUCCGCAAGAAGUUCGAAGAGAAUAGGCACGUGACCUCGGAUGUGGAGAUCCAGAGACUCCUGGAAGAGGCACGUGAGGCCUCCCUUUUCAUCACCCAAAUGAUCGUCCAGGCUAAGCUCAAUUCUCGUGGCGGUUACGAAGUGAAGGCAGACAAAGAUCAUGCGGGAGCAACGCUUGAGGUUCCUUCUGAAGAACUUCUUCCCAAGUCUUGAGAAGCAAAGGCUUUUUCACUUACAAUGUAUGGUGGCGUGCGGCUCGAGGGUUUUGGUGCUUUGCGGUGCCUCUUCCAUUUGGUUGUCUAGAAAGUUUUCAAGAAUUAGUUAUAAGUUGAGCCAUCGUUCUUAAACAAUUUGUUGUUUUUCGAUAAGUAAAUGGAAUGAUUUCAUAGAUCUAAUGGUCUGCAUUUCACUCUAUUUUCAUCCUUGUUCUGAAACAGUUCAUAAAAGUCCAAAUUGUGAACCAAACAGCGAAAAUUUAUUGACGAAACCUUGAAAUGUGAAAA
This is a messenger RNA of Prunus avium (sweet cherry), 758 nucleotides long. RefSeq names its product complex 1 family protein / LVR family protein. Lineage: Eukaryota; Viridiplantae; Streptophyta; Magnoliopsida; Rosales; Rosaceae. Gene Ontology annotation, cellular component: mitochondrial matrix. Gene Ontology annotation, biological process: mitochondrial respiratory chain complex III assembly. Gene Ontology annotation, molecular function: protein folding chaperone. The record is from RefSeq and is a predicted model, not a curated record.